CUCUCUCUAUCUAACCCACCUCUUCUUCCCACUCUCACUUCUCUCUGGCAACUCCCUUGAUCAGAGAAUCCCUCUAGUAUCAGAGAGAGAGAGAGAGAUGGAAGGAGGAGUAGGGAAAACUAGGCAGAGGAGCUCGAGAAAAAGAGAGAAGGAGGUUUUCCAUGUUAUCCACAAGGUUCCUUCGGGAGAUAGUCCUUACGUUCGAGCCAAAUAUGCUCAGCUGAUCCUGAAGAACCAAGAAACGGCAAUAGUAUUGUUUUGGAAGGCAAUAAACGAAGGAGAUAGAGUAGAUAGUGCACUCAAGGACAUGGCUGUGGUGAUGAAACAGCAGGACAGAGCUGAAGAAGCCAUUGAAGCCAUUAAAUCCUUUAGGUAUCGUUGCUCCAAACAGGCUCAAGAGUCGCUGGAUAAUGUCCUCAUCGACUUAUACAAGAAAUGUGGAAGAAUCGAUGAAGAGAUUGAGCUGCUAAAGCAAAAGCUUAGGUUGAUAUACCAGGGGGAGGCAUUCAAUGGCAAGCACACCAAGACGGCCCGCUCUCAUGGGAGGAGGUUUCAGGUUUCCAUCAAGCAAGAGACUUCUAGGAUACUUGGAAAUUUGGGUUGGGCUUAUAUGCGACAAACAAACUAUGUGGCUGCUGAGGUGGUUUAUCGAAAGGCCCAAUUGAUCGAGCCGGAUGCAAACAAGGCCUGCAACUUGGGGUUAUGCCUAAUCAAACAGGGAAGAUACAAUGAAGCCCGGUCUGUUCUUGAAGAUGUCUUGAAAUGUAGAAUUACUGGUUCAAAUGACUCAAAGUUGAGAAAUCGUGUAGACCAACUAGUUCGUGAGCUGGAAUCUUUGCAAUCAGCCGAGUUUUUAUCGACUCAAUUGGGCCAGAACCUAGAAGAAAUUUUUGCACAAGGGCUCGACCAACUUUUGAGUGAAUGGAGGAAACCUCCCAUAUUUGAAGAAAUCUCCCAAUUUAGGGAUCAGGUAGCUUGUUGAUUCAAGUUUCCCUUUUUUCAAUUGCAUUCAAUAUAUUUUUUCCUUCUUGGGAUAAAGAACACAGACUAGUGGUGUGGGUUUUGCGCUUCGAUACAGGAGUGGUUCCAUCUAGGGGUGAAACAGUAUCAGGUAUUCAA
This is a messenger RNA of Macadamia integrifolia, 1119 nucleotides long. Its product is annotated as protein SULFUR DEFICIENCY-INDUCED 1-like. NCBI's taxonomy places the organism in Eukaryota, Viridiplantae, Streptophyta, Magnoliopsida, Proteales, Proteaceae. The transcript has 4 exons. The record is from RefSeq and is a predicted model, not a curated record. Bases 98 to 982 code for a protein of 294 amino acids. Gene Ontology annotation, molecular function: protein binding.